This is a messenger RNA of Hevea brasiliensis (rubber tree), 924 nucleotides long. Its product is annotated as ras-related protein RABC2a. Gene Ontology annotation, molecular function: GTP binding; GTPase activity. Lineage: Eukaryota; Viridiplantae; Streptophyta; Magnoliopsida; Malpighiales; Euphorbiaceae. The transcript has 6 exons. The record is from RefSeq and is a predicted model, not a curated record. The coding region runs from base 62 to 829 and encodes 255 amino acids.
UGCAUCCCAAGAAAGAGAGAGCUUAAGCUUUUUUUUUUUUUUCUUGGAUUGAAAAUUAAUAAUGGGAACACCUUCAGACCAAAGCAUUAAGUAUGAUUACUCCUUCAAGAUCGUGAUGAUAGGUGAUUCUGGAGUUGGCAAAAGCACUCUUCUUCUCAGUUUCAUUACUGGUGCUGUGACGGAUCUUCCUAACACCAUUGGGGUGGAUAUGAAGAUGAAGCAUAUAAAAGUAGGCGGGAAGAACCUGAAGCUUACAAUUUGGGACACUGCUGGACAAGAGAGAUACAGAACAUUAACAAGCACUUAUUAUAGAGAUGCCCAUGGGAUCAUUCUUGUUUAUGAUGUGACACAGAGACAAACCUUUACCAACUUAGCAAACUUGUGGGCUAAAGAAGUGGAACUUUACUCCACAAACAAGGACUGUGUGAAGCUUCUGGUUGGAAAUAAAGUUGAUAAAGAGUCCGAAAGGGUUGUAAGUAGUGAAGAAGGAAUGGAAUUGGCAAAACAACAUGGAUUUUUGUUUCUUGAAGCCAGUGCUAAAACUAGAGAAAAUGUGGAGAAAUGUUUUCAAGAUUUGGCACUCAAAAUGCUGCAGGAUUUAGAGAAGAAACGACAGGAGGAAUCGGAAAAGAAACGACAAGAGGAAUUAGAAAAGAAACGACAGGAGGAACUAAAGAGUAAACCUCAACCACAAAGAGCAGAGACAAAACCUGAACCGCCAAAUGUGGAGAUAAAACGACCUACAUAUCCAGGACCGCCUGGUGGAGGUGGAGGUAGAGGUAGAGGUAGAGGCAGAGGAGGCGGGUGCGGAGGGGGCUCUUGUCCUUAAUUGGUUGCAAAGUUAGAAAUUUUCAUAUAAAUAAAUAAAAUUAUAUAUAAUAUAAUGUAAUUAUGUAAUCUAAUGCUACAAAAAAAUUUUAAUCU